UGACAACCCUCAGGAAAUGAAGCCGCGACGGCCAGUGUCUCAUCCAACAAGUAGAGCUGCCCCGGGGCGUGGGGGGCCUGGGCAAACAGAACAAGGGCAUAAACAGGAGCCAGGUAGUUGUUUGCAUGGCAGCAUGAAGACAUAUAUUACGAUCUUUGGAACUUUUGAGAGACUGUUAUCCGGCUUUCUCGUGCACCUGUCAUAUCUUCCAAUUGGCUCCUGACUGUGCAGUGCAAGCUCUUUGCAUAUCCCUCUCCGCUGCCAGCGCUUUGGACAGAAGGAGCGUUGGAUAAAUGUUGGAGAACCAUCAGUGAGAGAAACACCCAAGCCGUAUUCCACUGUGCGAGAAUCCCAAGCACUAGACUGGGAUCCCAGCCCCACUGCAAAUGAGCUAUGUGACCUGGGACACCACGUCAGCUCUCCGAACCUGCUUUCAGAAACCCACCGGCCCUCCAAUACCGAGGAUGAGGAAUCCUGAGGAAUCCGGGUCUCUGUCCACAAGGCAGGAAGCAGAGCUGCGCCUCUCCGGAAAGCUCAGUGACUAUGUUGUGACAGUGCCAUGCAGCACAGAUUUUCGGGGACGCUUCCUCUCCCACGUGCUGUCUGGGCCAGCAGCAGCCUCCUCAGGGAGUGCAAUAGUGGAUGAGCCACCCGCACCACGGUCACGCUCAGGUCACCUCCGGGUGGCCCGCAGCCCCCUGCGCCGCAAAGGAGCCACCCUGCAGCCUGGCCGGGUGGGGCGCUCCUCCCUCUACUUCAAUGUUACUGUUUUCGGGGAGGAACUGCAUUUGCGCCUACGGCCCAACCGACGGCUGGUGGUGCCCGGAGCCUCCGUGGAGUGGCAGGAGGAUUUUCGGGAGCUGUUCCGACAGCCCUUGCGGCGGGAGUGUGUCUACACCGGGGACGUCACGGGCAUGCCAGGGGCAGCUGUCGCCAUCAGCAACUGCGACGGAUUGGCGGGCCUCAUCCGCACCGAUAGCACCGACUACUUCAUAGAGCCCCUGGAGUGGGGGCAGCAGGAGAAGGAGGCCAGCGGGAGGACACACGUGGUGUACCGCCGGGAAGUCGGCCAGCAGGAGUGGGCGGAGCCUGGAGGGGACCUCCACAAUGAAGCCUUUGGCCCGGGCGACCUCCCCAACCUGCUGGGCCUGGUGGGCAACCAGCUGGGCGACGGGGAGCGGAAGCGGCGGCAUGCCAAGGCGGGCAGCUACAGCAUCGAGGUGCUGCUCGCGGUGGAUGACUCCGUGGUGCGCUUCCACGGCAAGGAGCACGUGCAGAACUACGUUCUCACCCUCAUGAACAUCGUGGAUGAGAUUUACCACGAUGAGUCCCUGGGCGCCCACAUAAACAUUGCCCUUGUCCGCUUGAUCAUGGUCGGCUACCGGCAGUCUCUGAGCCUGAUCGAGCGGGGGAACCCCUCUCGCAGCCUGGAGCAGGUAUGUCGCUGGGCACACUCUCAGCAGCGCCAGGAUCCCAGCCACGCAGAGCACCAUGACCACGUCGUCUUCCUCACCCGGCAGGACUUUGGGCCCUCAGGGUAUGCGCCUGUCACUGGCAUGUGCCACCCGUUGAGAAGCUGUACCCUCAACCACGAGGAUGGCUUCUCCUCGGCCUUCGUGGUGGCUCACGAGACCGGCCACGUGCUCGGCAUGGAGCAUGACGGUCAGGGGAAUGGCUGCGCGGACGAGACCAGCCUGGGCAGCGUCAUGGCACCCCUGGUGCAGGCUGCCUUCCACCGCUUCCACUGGUCCCGCUGCAGCAAAGUGGAGCUGAGCCGCUACCUCCCGAAAGGAGAGCUGGGGAGCACCGGCCUCAGCCUGGCUCACCUCCUUGUCUCCGCCGGCAGCUCCUACGACUGCCUCCUCGAUGACCCCUUUGCGCCCGCCUGGCCCCAGCCCCCGGAGCUGCCGGGCAUUGACUACUCGAUGGACGAGCAGUGCCGCUUUGACUUCGGCUCUGGAUACCAUACCUGCUCUGCGUUCCAGACCUUCGAGCCCUGCAAACAGCUGUGGUGCAGCCAUCCUGACAACCCGUACUUCUGCAAGACCAAGAAGGGGCCCCCGCUGGACGGGACAGAGUGUGCCCCUGGCCAGUGGUGCUUCAAAGGUCACUGCAUCUGGAAGUCGCCGGAGCAGACUUACGGCCAGGAUGGAGGCUGGAGCUCCUGGACCAAGUUCGGGUCAUGUUCACGGUCAUGCGGAGGUGGCGUUCGAUCCCGGAGCCGGAGCUGUGACAAUCCCCCCCCAGCCUACGGAGGCCGCCUGUGCUCAGGGCCCAUGUUCCAGUACCAGGUGUGCAACAGUGAGGAGUGCCCGGGGCCCCACGAGGACUUCCGGGCCCAGCAGUGUGCGAGGCGCAACUCUUAUUACAUCCACCGGGACGCCAAGCACAGCUGGAUCCCCUACGAGCCAGAAGACGAUGCCCAGAAGUGUGAGCUGAUCUGCCAGUCGGAGGACACAGGGGAUGUGGUCUUCAUGAACCAGGUGGUCCACGACGGGACCCGCUGCAGCUACCGGGACCCAUACAGCGUCUGUGCCCGCGGCGAAUGUGUGCCCGUUGGCUGUGACAAGGAGGUGGGGUCCAUGAAGGCAGAUGACAAGUGCGGUGUCUGUGGCGGCGACAACUCUCACUGCAGGACUGUGAAGGGGACACUGGGCAAGGCCUCCAAGAAGGCAGGAGCUCUCAAACUGGUCCAGAUCCCGGCGGGUGCCAGGCACAUCCAGAUCGAGGAGCUGGAGAAGGUUCCCCACCACAUUGCGGUGAAGAACCAGGUCACAGGCAGCUUCAUCCUCAACCCCAAGGGCAAGGAAGCAAUGAGCCGGACCUUUACUGCAAUGGGCCUGGAGUGGGAGUAUGUGGUGGAGGACGCCAAGGAAAGCCUCAAGACCAGUGGGCCCCUGCCCGAAGCCAUCGCCGUCCUGGUGCUCCCCCCAGCUGAGGGUGGCCCCCGCAGCAGCCUGGCCUACAAGUACAUCAUCCAUGAAGACUUGCUGCCCCUUAUUGGGAGCAACAACGUGCUCCUGGAGGAGACGGACACCUACGAGUGGGCGCUCAAGAGCUGGGCCCCCUGCACCAAGGCCUGCGGAGGAGGGAUCCAGUUCACCAAAUACGGCUGCCGGCGCCGGCGAGACCACCACAUGGUCCAGCGGCACCUGUGUGACCACAGGAAGAGGCCCAAGCCCAUCCGCCGGCGCUGCAACCAGCACCCGUGUGCCCAGCCUGCGUGGGUCAUGGAAGAGUGGGGUGCCUGCAGCCGGAGCUGUGGGAAGCUGGGGGUGCAGACCCGGGGGGUUCAGUGCCUGCUGCCCCUCUCCAACGGGACCCACAAGGCCAUGCCGGCCAAGGCCUGCCCUGGGGAUCGGCCCGAGGCCCGGCGGCCCUGCCUCCGCGUGCCCUGCCCAGCCCAGUGGCGCACGGGAGCCUGGUCCCAGUGCUCCGCCACCUGCGGGGAGGGCAUCCAGCAGCGGCAGGUCGUGUGCCGGACCAACGCCAACAGUCUUGGGCAGUGUGAGGGGGAGAAGCCGGACACUGUCCAGGUCUGCAGCCUUCCCCGCUGUGGAGGCAAUCUCCAGAACUCUACAGCGAGAGCUGACAUUCGGGAACUUGUGACCCCAGAAGGACAGUGGGUGCCACAGUCUGGGCCCCUACAUCCCAUGAACAAGAUAUUAUCAACGGAGCCCUGCGUGGGGGACCAGUCCAUCUUCUGCCAGACGGAAGCACUCGAUCGCUACUGCUCCAUCCCCGGCUACCACCGGCUGUGCUGUGAGUCCUGUUCCAAGACGGCCCUGGGCCCCGACACCAGCCCGGACCCUGGCCUGGCCUCGCCGCCACCAUUCGCUACUCCCGGGAGUCCGAAGUCCCCUCCAGAUGCUGUGGAGCCCACUGUGGGAACAACAGGGUCAGAUGCCCAUCAGCACGGCCAGCCCACACAACUCCCGAGACCUCUGGGCACCAGCCCCCCGGUGACCCAGCACCGCUUUACUCCCCAGACACUGGGCCCCAGAGCAGCUGGGGGCACCUCCCCUGGCACCCCCCGGGGACUGCCUUGGGGCUGGACCAGGGCACCUGUGCCAGUCUCCGAGGAAAAAGGGCGGCUCGGGGAAGACCCGAAGCACCCAGGCACCAGCCUUCCCGCCACCUCCCUGGGGACAUGAGCCCCGCCUCGCCUAUCCCUCCAGUCAAGUUUACACUGUGUGCUGCCUCAGAGACCGCCAGCUCAGAGGACACGCAGCGGGGGCAGCGGCAAACACAGACUUCCUUCUAAAUUAUUUGCCUUCUUGUUGUUCUAGUUUGGGGGCUGUGACACUUGAGCCCGUGAAGCGGGCGCGUGAGGAGGAAAAAGAUCAGGGGAAGCCCUAACCGGAGAUACCUCAGCAAGCAGCCAGGGGGACAGUCGCACCUCUCAGGGGCUCCCCGUCUGUCUCUUGGCAGGACUGAGGGCCAGCUAGCACCCCCUCCUCCCCCACCCCGGAUCCUUCCAGCUGCCUGCCUUUGCCAGAACUUGUGGGGUCCACUGUGGAGGUCCUAUCUGGCCUCUCUCCCCAGAGAGGCAAAGUGGGACCAGGGAAGGUGAGGGGGGAGCACUCUCAGGGCAGUCCACGAAGAAGGGGGCGAGGGGUGAGUGUGGUCAUGACGCUCUGGCUGCAGGGCCGGGGUGGGUGGGAGGCGAGUUCGUCUCAGACCCAGCUCUUCAUAGCAAGAGCGCCACACAGCUCCUCCAGCCAAGGCCAAGGCCAAGGCCAGAACCCACCUCGCCCUUGCUGGCCGGAAGGCAGUGUUGGUGACCACCUCUGCCCCACGCACAUGGCACCUCCUGUUACUUCCGGUGCAUCCCAACCUCACCCGGUCCAGCCCAGAGAAGGGGGCCCCGGACAGUCUGGAAUGCGUGUUCUCGUCAUCUGGGGCGUUCACAACUGGUGCUAGACCCCUGGCUGCACCAGGAAGGUCAACUUCGGUCGUCACUUUGCAGCAUGAAAGGAGCCCGGCCCGGAAGGUGACUCUCUGGGACACAGGGAUGUGAGUUCUCAGGUUGUGCCCCAUCCAUCAUCGUUCGCUGCCAAAGACCACACCUGCUGGAGUCAGGGGUCUUCUCCCACCUGGCCGGGGCUGGGCCAGAAGUUUGUGGUGCUAGGGUAACGGGGUGCAGUCAGGUCCCAAGGCUGAGGACCACAGUCCACCCAGGCCCAAGUCCCAGGGCAGGAUGUGAGCCUUUGCCCCAUGCCUGGCGGGGAGGGGGGGGGGGGAGGUGACAUGACCCACAGCGCUGUGGGGCCUCAGCUACCCUCCGUGUUACCUCCAAAGGCAGGUAACUUCCCUAGACCCCCUGGCUCCCAGGAAGCCCCUUGGGGUGCCAGGAUUUCUCCCAAGGGUCCUCAUUCCCAGUCACACAGAGGGUGUCCCGGACUCCUCAGCAGGUGACAGAGGUGCUUGCCUGCCUGCCUUCCUGGGGGCAGAGCAGCUGUUCUGAGCCAGGCUAGAGGCCUAGGAGCAGUGGGUCCCCACCCCCACAACCCCUGGAGAACAGAGGCCCGGAGGGGGCUCCCCAGCCGUCCUCUCCACCUGCUGCCACCCCCUCCCUGGGCCGCUGGGGCACACACUGAAAUCAUUCCUGUGAGACCCAGCCUGCCGGCGUUGUGCCUCUGAGAUCCGGAUCUUUACACGUUUAUGUAUUUAUUAACAUUGUCCUUGGUGUUUCGUUUUGGACCCCCAGGUGGCGUGUUGUGUUUUUCUCGUUGUCUCUGUUUUAGAGGAAAAGGACGGUGAAGCCUCCCUCUCAUGUACUCUGCUGGGCAAGGUGCCUGGGGGUAGGGGAUGGAUGGGGGAGCAAAGCCGAAGAGGCUCGACCCUCAGCCUCCCUGCCUCGGCCUCACUCGCUCUUGGGCUCCUCGGAGCACCAGCUCAGGGAAGAGAGGCCAGAAAGCACCGUGGGCCGGGGAGGGGGGGGGGGUGCCGCCCUCGAGUAGCUCUGUGGCCUUGGGCAGGUCACCAUCCGCGUGGAGGUGCCUGGGAGGUAGUUUUGGGGUGUGCAUAGGGACAGCAAGGGGUGGCUUCCCUAGAGGGGGGGCGAGCACUCUCCCUGGAAAGUCCAGGCGGAAUGAGAGGGCCGGGUAGGCGGGGGAAGGGACGUGACGCCGGGGGAGCAGGGAGGGCUGGCACGUAGCAGGAAUAACUUAAAGCCACCCAUCCGUGGGGGCGCCUGGGUGGCUCAGUUGGUUAGGCCUCCGACUCUUGAUGUCGGCUCAGGUUAUGAUCUCGCGGCUCGUGAGUUCAAGCCCUGAUUUGGGCUCCGUGCUGACAGUGUGGGAUUC
Prionailurus viverrinus (fishing cat) is the source of this 6308-nucleotide messenger RNA. RefSeq names its product ADAM metallopeptidase with thrombospondin type 1 motif 14 (gene ADAMTS14). Gene Ontology annotation, molecular function: metalloendopeptidase activity. Gene Ontology annotation, cellular component: extracellular matrix. Lineage: Eukaryota; Metazoa; Chordata; Mammalia; Carnivora; Felidae. The transcript has 25 exons. Gene Ontology annotation, biological process: extracellular matrix organization; proteolysis. The record is from RefSeq and is a predicted model, not a curated record. The coding region runs from base 387 to 4154 and encodes 1255 amino acids.